UCCCAUACUUUGUGUCCUGUAACAACCACUGCGCAAGAAUCUUUCAGGUUACCACUGAAGAACAAACUAAAUAUUAGCUAAGUUGACGAUUAGUUAGGAAAUCUUGCAUCGCAAUCAUCAGCCAUGGCUAGAUUUUGUGCAUGCCUCUGUUUAGCUUUUCUGUUCACGUUAAAUGAGGUUAAAGCUCAAAUUCAAAUUGAUGUAUCAGUCCCAGGCGAAGGAGCGGGGGAGGAACCCGAGACCCCCCCUGCCGGCAGCAGCUACCAGUAUUAUACCUAUUACACCCGCCAGUCCAACAACGUUAGACCUCCGUUAAGACAAUUUCGUUGGAAUAACAAUGGAAUCAGAUUUGGUGGAAACAGAAUGGGAUCGCCAACAGGUCAAACGUCCUAUUCUCGUCAACCUUUCCAGUAUGUGAAGAAGUUCUUCUGGUGGACUCCUAAACAACAACAAAGACCGAAUGUUCGGACAAAUGCGUUACCUUACUCUGGAGGAUUCGGACUGCAAUACAGACACAUGGUCAAACUGCUGAAUGAUCAUAACACCGUUAGGUCCAGCCUUAGAGCCGCAAAUGUCUACAAAAUGAAAUGGAGCAACCAGCUGGCCAGGGAGGCGUUGGCGUGGAUCCAGCACUGCCAGAUGCAGCACCAGCAGCAAGGUCGCGGCGAGAACCUCGCCAUGGUGUACGGGCACGGCGUCAACGUCGACAUGCUCGUCAACACCGCCGUCAACGGCUGGUACCAGGAGAAAAACAUGUGGAGAUACGGAGACGGCUUCUCAUCGGCCACGGGUCACUACACACAGAUGAUUUGGUGUUCUAGCAAGGUAAUGGGGUGUGCGGCAAAGCAGUGCCCAGACAAACUAUUGUUAGCUUGCUUCUACUCUCCACAAGGGAACAUCAUUGGCCAGCUUCCGUACAAGAUCGGUCCUCCGUGUUCUCAGUGCCAGCCCAACACCAGGUGCCAGGCGAACUUGUGUUUGUGGUAAACACCUCAUGUAUGUGGCGAGAAAUAAACAUUCAUUUCAGUUUUAUGAUGUGCAUUAGUGGCUCUGGCUGGGAAUAGAUCUCUGAAAGCAACCCAGCCUUGUUUUUCCUAUUCGACGAGUGUGUCACAUUUUCAGUACACUGGAUUCACUCCACACUUGAACCUUCAAUCUAUACUGAACAAAAAAAAAAACAAGAACAUUUUAAUAUAUUUAGUUCUUCAUGAUAAAAUAAAUUGGUAAAUAAUCUGUCAACAUGGGCUAAAAUGUGCACACGACGUUGAUAAUUCUAAAAUGUGCUAAAGACGUUGAUAAUUCUAAAAUGUGGUUGAUAAUUCUAAAAUGUGCACACGACGUUGAUAAUUCUAAAAUGUGCACACGACGUUGAUAAUUCUAAAAUGUGCACA
Molecule: messenger RNA, 1391 nt
Organism: Gigantopelta aegis
Lineage: Eukaryota; Metazoa; Mollusca; Gastropoda; Neomphalida; Peltospiridae
Product: cysteine-rich venom protein VAR8-like
Exons: 5
Coding region: 124-987 (287 amino acids)
Cellular component (GO): extracellular region
Source: RefSeq, a predicted model, not a curated record